AAGCCGAACUUCAAGGAUGCAAAAAUCGAGGUAAUCGGGAUAAGCGCUGAUCCAGUCGAAGAGCAGAAGAAGUUCGUCGAGAAGCACAAGUUAACCUACCCCGUGCUCAGUGACGCAAGCGGCGAAGGUCGUAAGGCUUAUCACGUCGGCAAAGGAUUGCUGGGCAUGACCGAUGCUCGUGUUACUUUCUUCAUUGACAAGACCGGCGUGGUUAGGGAUGUUCUCGAUACGACGAUUAACUUCGGAGCGCAUUCCAAGUUCGUGGCUAAAUGGUUGGAGACUAUCGCCGCAGAGGAGAAGAAGGGCGUCCAAGCUAGGGUGUGGGAUAUCGAGAAAUAG
Messenger RNA from Gloeophyllum trabeum ATCC 11539, 339 nucleotides. RefSeq names its product AhpC-TSA-domain-containing protein. The record is from RefSeq and is a predicted model, not a curated record. Gene Ontology annotation, molecular function: thioredoxin peroxidase activity. The transcript is spliced from 3 exons. Gene Ontology annotation, biological process: cell redox homeostasis; cellular response to oxidative stress. NCBI's taxonomy places the organism in Eukaryota, Fungi, Basidiomycota, Agaricomycetes, Gloeophyllales, Gloeophyllaceae. The annotation marks the transcript as partial. Gene Ontology annotation, cellular component: cytoplasm.